This is a messenger RNA of Dermacentor albipictus, 3708 nucleotides long. RefSeq lists its product as uncharacterized. Gene Ontology annotation, molecular function: zinc ion binding; metallocarboxypeptidase activity. The record is from RefSeq and is a predicted model, not a curated record. Gene Ontology annotation, biological process: proteolysis. NCBI's taxonomy places the organism in Eukaryota, Metazoa, Arthropoda, Arachnida, Ixodida, Ixodidae.
UUGCCAGCGGGGAGUAAAAACAAAAUGGCGCGGCCGUGCGUGUUUUCUAGUGCGUUGGCAUCUGCUCCGUUCUUCAUGCGCGUCAUGUCACGCAACGCAAAUUGUGCGCUUGUCAGAAUCUGGGCGAGCGGCCGCGGACUCUAUGGCCCGUCGUGCUAGCUGUCAUUAUGACAGUACAGCAUCGUCCCGCCGCUUCGAACGCACUCCGCUUUAGACCGAGGCCCACGAGUGAUGUAGUCGGCAAGCUUUCGUAGCGAGUUCGCAAAAAGUGAUAGCCAUGUCUAUAGCACGCAUAUUGCGUGUUUUUCUAGUCUCUUUUACCCUAGUUGUGGCCCUGGUUGUCAUCUGCAGGACGUCUGGGUGUUUAGCCCUUGAGAAGAGCCGACCUGACUACAGUGUUUAUCACAAUCUGUCCGCCGUGUACGCCGAAGUCGCCGCCUUGGCAGAAAGUUACCCGGCCUACGUUCAAGUCGAUCACAGGUUCAAAUCGCACAACGGCCUCUCCCAGCUGGUGGUCAGGCUUGCAAACUUCUCGGACAGCACGCUGCACGCGGCGCCGCGGUUGCAGAGCUUCAAGGUCCGCGCGCUGCUCCUGUUCGGGCAGCGUGGCGGUGAGCUGGUGACGGUCGAGAGCGCCCUGCACUUUCUACGGCAGCUGUUCGCGGGACUCUCGGCUCCUAGUCACACCGUGGAGGCGGCCUUCAGUCGGACGCUCCUGUCCAAAGUAGACUUGCACCUCAUCAUCAUGGUGAAUCCCGACGGCUUUAACCACGCUGAGCGGACAGGCAAUUACUGCUUCGAUGGUACAGCAUCGGGAGCCAAGGUGGACUCUCUCUUCACCUGGGACUUGGAUAAACACCUGAUGACUGCGGAAGCAGAGACCCAAGUUUUGCUGAACCUGAGCCGGGUGCAACAGUACGACGCAUUUGUCGCCUUCCGUUCAGGCACCCGAGAGAUCCACCUACCUUAUGCAGGUGUACAGCCUGGGAGGCUCAGUCGCAAGCCAGCCAACCUGGAAGCAAUGACGGCAUUCGCCAGGGAAGUUGCUUGGGCCGUCAAGCCACGGUUUAUCUACGGACAGGCACGGCAUCUGCUUCUAAGGCCACUCAAUGGAACGGCUCUAGACUUCAUGGCCGGAAUACGCAAGGUUCCGUUUUCCCUGUCUAUCGGCCUCUGGGAAGAGCUUGGCAGUGCCACGAGUACUGAUUGCUUCCGGCAGCUGAAUCCUGACAGCGUUUUGCUCAAGAAAACUCUGGAAGAGCUGCACCCCUUAUACCAGGCUCUGUUCCUGCACCUGAUACGGUGGAAGGAGCAGCAGUCGCGCUUUGCCUUCAGCAUCGAGAAUGACGGGCCGUCCCUGCUGGUCUGCGUUGUGAUGCUCUCCCUAGUCGUGCUGGUAAUGCUCCUCUUCACCUGCCAGCGCCACCUGCCCGACUCGAUGCGCUUCUACCCGAGGCGCCGUGUUGUCAACCUCAAGAUGUUGAGCUCAUCGCUCCACGGCAGCUGAUGGCAGCGGUCGCUGCUGUUCCACUGAGCUGUGCUGAAGGAGCCCCACCAUGUUUCCCCGAACCACGUGUUGCCUGUUGUGUUUACAUUGAAUUAUUUUGCCGUUACUGUGUGUGUGUUUGCACGAACAUGACACUGUGGUAGGCUUCUGGCUACUUGGAAGCUGGAAAAAAAGAAAGAAAGAAAUAAGCCUAGUUUAGUGCAGGUGUUUUCAAAGCACCAAACAAUGAUGCUAGCCUAUGGGGCCAUGCGCAUUUGUCUGCACGCCCAUCGUGCUGUCUAGGUGCCAUCACCUGCAUUAUGCAGGUCCCUGUCCCUUUAGUAGACAAAACUUGUGGUGGCCGUGUUACUCCAACAGAGCAUGAAGACAGCGGGCGACCACAUACAGAUUUCCCCAGAGAAGGACAAAGGUGCUCCCGAGAGGGGGAGCGAAAGUAUUUUGCUGUCGAGCCAGGAAACACACUUUUUCCCUGUUGAACAGGCCAUAAAUGGAUGUCACAGUUAAAAAAAAGAAACAAGCAAAAACAGCAUGUUAGCAUGAAUUAGCUAUGCAUAAAGCAAGUGUAGCAUUGUGCCCAGAACGGGGUCUUUUAGCAUAGCACAGUGGGCAGUCCGUUGCUACAACGCUUUGCAGCAUAUUACCACCUACAUACGUGCCACGCACAGCGCAGGCGUGCUUUGCAGUGAUGAGUCACCUUUUGUGCUAUGCAAAAGGCCUUAACGGCAUAGUGAAGCAUCGCACAAUGUGUAGGCCAUAUAGCAAGUGCGCGCCAUGGCAGCUGCGUUUGUACAGUGAGGCCAUGCACUUGUGUAUUGCAGCAUUGGAUUGGGUACCUAAAGCCUCGUGACAAGAUUGCCGAGUUUACUUGAGUUCUUUUGUACCGUCAACCUCAUCUCACGACGUUGCGUGUACUCCCGCUAUUCACAGAUCCACGCUUCCUGCGACCAGGGAGCCAGCUUUCCCACAAAUGCUUCAAUGCGUAGUGGCCGUACUCGCCGCAUCUUGAAGUACAGGAUCCAGGGAAUGAAGUGUGUUAUAUUUGGAGCGUGAUUCCAAACAUAAUAGGAGGCACCUCAUCAUAUUCGUGCAAAUACAUAGUGUCAAUGGGGGUUUCAAGGGCUCAUUUGUCGAGGUGCCCAUGGUGUCUAUUGGUUUAUUUUAAUGCUAGGUGCAUUUAGGAUGGCAGCAUUAACAAUAGCUGUUCUGGUUUCAGCAUGCUUGCACCUUGGCAGACUGUGCUUGACUGUGGUGGCUUGUUCGAGCAGAGCACAGAUUUGCCUUCUGGACCGACUAGGUUGUGCUUCUGACCAAAGCUAGCUGGUCGAGCAUAUUAUGUGUGACGCCCUUAGUAUAUGUGGACAAGUGUUGUUAAUCGUGUAUUAUUAAGCACAUUGUACAUCUUGUUGAGCUCGGCAGGACACUUACUGCGCAUCUCUACAUUUGCAGGUUGCGUUGAAUUGGUAAUGCUAAUAGUGAAUCGACAGUUGAGGCUGUGCUGUGCAAACAUCUCUUGUGGUAUCCCACUGAUACACAUGUAUUUUAGACUCUGCAGUGUCGCACCUAGUGGGUAGCAUUACGACACAGAACCCUGUUCCUAGUUUGUGUGCCUUGUACGUUUGUGAGCAACGUUUGCGGUAGGGAGAAUGUGUGUGCUAGGUGUGCGCCUCUUGUGCCUACAGCUGUCCACGUCUGACUGGUUUGUCUGACUGACUUAAUGACAUAUCCCGACGUGGUGUUGUGACACGGUAUGUGCAUUUUCUUUUUUGGACCCACGCUUCUUUUAAUGGGCGACAAAGCAUUUUACAUUGUACUGUGUGUAUUGUAACUAAGGGCGUGCAAAUACCGAAUACUAGUAGAUUUCUAAUUGAAUAUUGAACUGAAUGAAUAAAUAAAAAAAGGAAUAUCGAAUAUCAGAAAUUUUUUCACAAAGUGUAAUGCUUAAUGUUUUGGGAAAGAAACUAUGGCAGUGCACGUGCUUGGGAGGCUCUUAGCAUUGCGUAACAAGAAUGUAAUAAGAUAUCGCUAACUUCGGUUCAUAGAAAUCAAGAUAUACAGUGCAGUCUUCUCUUAUCUAAAGGGAACACCAAAUUAGUAUUCCAGCACUGUUUAUAGCUUAGUUCUAGUGAAUAAAAGUCCGGAAAAUAUUUUUUUAUGUGUGGAAUGCCUGUUAAAUAAAUUCAAGUGCUUUAUUAACGCGAUAG